Molecule: messenger RNA, 2996 nt
Organism: Mercurialis annua (annual mercury)
Lineage: Eukaryota; Viridiplantae; Streptophyta; Magnoliopsida; Malpighiales; Euphorbiaceae
Product: mechanosensitive ion channel protein 10-like
Exons: 6
Coding region: 440-2818 (792 amino acids)
Biological process (GO): detection of mechanical stimulus; transmembrane transport; monoatomic anion transport
Cellular component (GO): plasma membrane
Molecular function (GO): mechanosensitive monoatomic ion channel activity
Source: RefSeq, a predicted model, not a curated record
CGUUAUGAGUUCUUGGCUCAUUUUCUGGCAAUACAGAUGAAGACUCCGACUGUGGAUCGAAGUAUAGGUAUUCUUUCUUGAUCCUGAAAAGCCCGCUCAAGCAAAAUACAAAUUCAUGAAAGGAUUCAUAGAUCUCUGAACAAGUCUUCCUGGUUUUAGCUACCAAAAUUUACUGGCACGCCAUUUUAAGUCACAGCUAGCUGUUCAUACCCUAAAAAGAUACUCUCUGCACCAUCUACCCAUCUUCUUCAAGAAAAAAACAAAAUGGCUCUUCUAACUAAUCCUGUUUAUUUUAUUAUGGACACCAUGUGAAUAUUAUUUACGUCUCACUCUAACACCAUCUCUAUAUAUACAUACUUUUACCCACAUAUAACAAAACCAGUACCACCAACUGUUUAUAUAUAGACAUUAAUUUCUUGUUUCAGGGGAAUAAAGAAACAUGGCGGAGAAUAGAACAGAGAAUAAAGAACUGCUAAUAACAGUUCCAAGAAAUGAAGAUCUAAAGGAUUCAGCUACUGGUGUAGCAAAAAUGAGUCCUAGGUGUUUACCGAGUCCCGGUAAGCCCCCGAAAAUCCCACAGAUUGAUUCUUUAGGCGGCGAAAGAAGCGCGACAGUGAGGAGAACAGCGAAUAGAGAACUGCUGAUAACAGUCCCGGACGACGAAGAAUUACAUGACUCGGCUUCUGGGUUAGCGAAAAUGAGCCCAAGGCCGAGCCCUGGUAAGCCUCCAAAAAUCCCAUUUUCUGAUGAAAAUAUUCUGACUAGAAGAAGAACUCUGGCAAGGUCAAUGAUUUCAAAACCAAAAUCAAGAUUUGGAGAACAGCCACUUCUUGUGGAUGCUUCCGUACUGGAAGAUGAUAAUUUAGCUAAUAUUGAAGAACAUAUUUCUAGAAACCCAUCUUUCAGGAAGUCGUUAAGUAGAGGAUCAUAUUAUAGCAAGUCCGGUCAUUCUGUUAUUCGGACAAACUCCAUCGCUCCCCACAACGCAGGAGGUCUGUCCGGACGUGUAGAUGACGAGGAUGAUGACGACGUGGAGGAUGUUGUCAAGAAAGUUCAAAUUUUAAAAGAAAAGAACAAGAAAUUAGGUUUUAAAGCUGUUAUGCAGUGGCUUAUAUUUCUUUGCCUUUUGAGUUUCUUGAUUGCAAGCUUUACAGCUGAGAAAUUCGAGAAAUGUAAGAUCUGGGGCUUGGAGUUUUGGAAAUGGUGUGUUCUUGCUCAGGUAAUUUUCUCAGGAAUCAUGGUUACUACUUGGUUUAUGAAUAUUAUUGUUUUCUUGAUCGAGAGGAAUUAUUUACUGCGAAAAAAGGUUCUGUAUUUCGUUUACGGAUUGAAAAAGAGUGUUCAAGUGUUCGUAUGGAUCGGUUUGGUUCUUCUUACUUGGGUCCUUUUAUUUGAUUGUGACAUGAAGCGCUCCAAAAAAGCUAGAAGAAUUCUGCACGGCAUAACUUGGACUCUGGCCGCGCUUCUUAUCGGAUCAUUUUUGUGGAUGAUCAAGACUUUAUUAUUAAAGAUUUUAGCCUGUAGUUUUCACGUAAACACGUUCUUCGACAGAAUUCAAGAAUCAAUCUUUCAUCAGUAUGUUCUGCAGACACUUUCAGGGCCUCCUCUGAUAGAGGAGGCUGAGAAAAUUGGAAAAUCGGUUAGCAUGGGUCAAGUCAGUUUCAGGAAUACGAAAAAGAGUAAGAAAAAGGAGACAAAAGUGAUUGAUAUGGAGAGAAUUUAUACGAUGAAGCAAGAAAAAGUUUCGGCUGGUACCAUGAAAACUUUGGUAGAUGCAAUCACCAAUUCAGGACUGUCUACACUUUCUAAUGUAUUGGACGAGAGUGUUAAUGGAACAUGUAUGCAAAGUGAUGAUAAUGAGAUUCACAACGAGAUGCAGGCCAUUGCCGCUGCGUAUCAUAUUUUCAAGAAUGUUGCUAAGCCUGAUUCGAAGUACUUUAAUGAAGAGGACUUAAUGAGGUUUAUGAUUAGGGAAGAGGUGGAUCUUGUUUUCCCACUGUUUGAACCGCCUGAGAAUGGACAAAUUGACAGAAAAUCUCUCACAAAUUGGGUGAUUAAGGUUUACAACGGUCGGAAAGCACUUGCACAUGCUUUAUGUGAUACCAAGACUGCAGUGAAACAACUAAACAAAGUUGUGUGGGGAGUUAUUAUAAUAGUGACGAUUUUUAUUUGGGUUCUCCUACUUGAAGUUGCAAGCACAAAAUUCAUUUGGGCCGUCGCAACAAAUAUCCUAGUAGUUGCCUUUAUGAUGAAGAAAACAUGUACAACUGUAUUUGAAGCUCUUAUGUUUGUUUUCGUGGCGCAUCCAUUUGACGUCGGUGAUCGUUGCGUUGUCGAUGGCAUGAUCUUAUUGGUCGAGGAGAUGAACAUUUUAACGACGGUUUUCUUGAAGCUUGAUAAUGAAAAGGUGUACUAUCCGAAUGCUAUUUUGGCGACCAAGCCGAUCUCCAAUUUUUAUAGAAGUCCUGACAUGGGAGAAGCUAUUGAAUUCUCAAUUGAUUUUGCAACUUCUAUGGAGAAGAUUGGAUUACUUAAAGAUAAAAUUAAGCAGUACUUGGAAAACAAUCCCCAACAUUGGUACGCUGGGCAUGGAUUUGUGGUGAGAGAAAUAGAGAAUGUGAACAAACUAAAAAUGGCUGUGUACUGUUCUCAAACAAUCAACUUUCAAGAUUGGCCUGUGAAGAGCGGCCGGAGGAGUGACUUUGUUUUUGCUAUCAAGACGAUGCUCGAAGACUUAGGUAUCACGUACUACUUUCCGCCCCAGCAAAUUCACCUCCGCCAUAUCGGACCAGAUGCUGCAAUUGCCUCCAAAUUUUGAUUAAGUUGUAACUGUAAUCUCUCUUUUUUAUUUUGCUUUAAUUUUGACAUAUAUGGCUUGGGUUGCAAUUGCAAAUAAGAUCUUGACCACUCAUUUGUAAAUCGAAUUCAAUUGACUGCUUUGAUGAACUGUUUAUUCAAAUAGUCUUGUGUUUAAUAAAUAUGAAACCUUUAUUCAA